This is a messenger RNA of Spodoptera frugiperda (fall armyworm), 8113 nucleotides long. RefSeq names its product guanine nucleotide-releasing factor 2 (gene C3G). Bases 1047 to 5180 code for a protein of 1377 amino acids. Gene Ontology annotation, cellular component: plasma membrane. The record is from RefSeq and is a predicted model, not a curated record. Lineage: Eukaryota; Metazoa; Arthropoda; Insecta; Lepidoptera; Noctuidae. The transcript is spliced from 28 exons. Gene Ontology annotation, molecular function: guanyl-nucleotide exchange factor activity. Gene Ontology annotation, biological process: Ras protein signal transduction; positive regulation of GTPase activity.
CAGUGGUGCCGCGCCUGUGCUCGCCGCCGCCGGCUGCGCCGCCCAGCUCCGCGACCGAUCGUCACCCUGUGUCAAUACUAUGGUCCGCUGCGCAUGAGCUCGCUCACUCGUUGCUCUGCUGAAUAUCGAGAUCGUGUUGUGAAAAAGCGCACAGAUAUUUUUAGAUUAGGUGUUGUUCGGUCGUGUUUUGUUACAUGAAAUUAUGUGUGGUACUUUACAGUACCUUUAUAAAUUCAGUGUUUACAUCAAAUAUUACGUAUUAAAGUGAAAACCACAAUCAGUGUCCAAGCGGUUGUUUUGUAGAGAAAGUACCAAACACAUAAAUUCCGAUUUCAAGUUUUCCCCUUAAUUAGUAAUGUUGAGUUUGAUUCUAUUAAUUUCGUAAAUAUUCCUGUUAAAAAAGUGGGUGACUGACAUGAUAUGAUUAAAAAGUUUUAUAUUGCGGAAAAGUGAAUUGAAAAUCUAUUUGUGAAUUACAUUCAUGAACAAGAAUAUUUUAGUGUGUCAAUGUGUGGCUUGGUUUAUUACGCUCGAAUUUGUGGUGUCAAGGUUGACAGUGGACGCUGGACAUCAGUCAGUCUGUGUACCUAUACCAAAGCCGCGUGAUACACAGAAUGUGACGGCCAUUCCGAUCUACACAGACGACGACGGGCAUAUACUGUAAAUAAAUAAUGAUCUAAUUGUAUCUUCCAACGUGUUUGCUAUUUCUGUGUCUGACCGUAGCCUUCUGAUACAGAUUUCUUAACAUUGUGAUAACGCAAGGUCAUAUAUACUAAUAAAUGACAAUAUAUCUUCAUAAAGUAGUGAAACCUGACUGAGGUACAUUACCCACUUUCUUGGAUUUCUAGAGGGCCCUCCUUUUCACUACGGCGUGCACUAGCAUCCGCCUCGUACCGAUCACCGGUUACUAUGAAAAUGUCCGCAAUGUGUGACCCUUACUAGAGGUGUGCCAAUUUGCAAGCAAAAUAUUUUUUUCCGACCAUAGUUCGAUUUGAAAACAUAAUAUACAUUGAAGAAAUAGAAGAAACUAAUACAAAGAAAUUACGAUGCCACAUUACGAUGAAAGCUUUAUACAUGACGAUAAUCAAAACCAGAGAAGAAAUAAAAGAAGUUACCAAGUUUAUAAAAAUGGGUUAGCUCCCUUGAGACUGCUAGAGACUACUGACGUGCUCCACGUUUUGGAGGAAAGAGGUUCGUCUGUUAUUAAAAACAACAUUAGAAAUAUUAAAUGCCGCGGUAAUCGGUACAAACAAGUGCCACAAAAUGGAUUACAAUGUGCCAGUCCAAUGAAAUAUAAAGCCCCUGAUAUCAUAGUAGAUCAUAGUCCACGAAUGACUACGUUCGACCCCAACAAAUAUUAUGAUCUAAGAAACAAUAAUGUGUAUACCUUAACACCGUGUAAAAGUUUUGACAACCUUACGUUAAAACCAUCGAAAAAAAGUUACCUUAGUAAAAACAAAAUAAGAUAUGGCAGCAGUCUUCAAAACUUGGUUGAUGACGGACAGCUGAAACAUUUCGCUUCUCCGUCAGAAGACUUGGAUACAUUAGUGUCUCGCAGAGAAGAUGCCAGGAAGUCGUACUCUGUAGUAGAUGCUCAAAGUCGACCAGAACAUGGGCGAAAUUCUCGAUGUACACCGGCGCCAGGCCCAGGAGUAUACCGUCAAAUAAACAACGACAGUGUUUCUGGAAAAAACGAGAACGAAUCGGGCAGCGAGGGGAGCUCGGGCCACCGCGGGUCGUUGCGCGGCGCCAACAAGUUGGCGAGGCGCGCACGAUCAUUCAAGGACGACCUGCUCGAGCGCAUCUCAAACAUGCGCUCACCGGGGCAACAGCAUCACCGACCGCAUCUCUCUUCCAAUAUCAGCAGAUCACAUUCGCCACUUAGCCCGAAAAUCCGGAAUAUGACAAACAAACUCAAUACCGCGGAGGAAGGGGAGAUUACACCUGCCAAAGAACUCGAACGGCUAGUCAAAGAAGUUACGUUCGGCUUAAAACACUUUUCGGAUGUUAUUACAAAAGGGAAACUGGAAAUGCUCCCCGACAAUGGCACCAUUGUUUUUGAAUCUAUUGCAAAUAUACACAAAGCAAUAAAACCUUACUGCAGCCGAUCGCCGCAACUAACAAGCGCCGUUAAACGUCUUUGCGCGGCAUUAGCCACGCUGAUACGACUGUGUGACGAGAUCACCGCAUUAAGUUUGCGCGCAGACGCUAGCAACGAGGAACUAGACACUUCGGCAGAAGCUUUGUCGUCAGAAUAUGUGAGCUCUGUAGUGAAGGGAGUGACGGGUGCCGUGGAGGAAGUGUCAACCCUAGCCCAGCAACACAUGACGCGGCCCGCGCUUUCCCCACGCCCCGCACUCGUAUCACCGCGGUCUUCAACGCAAAGGAAUUCUUUACCAGAUAUUCCGCUCACUCCGAAAGAGCGGUCCUUGUUGACAGGUGAGGGGGGGACGGAGGCGGGCGGGGUGCGCGCGUCGCACUCGUCCGAGUCGGUGCUGGACGCUCCCGACUCGCCGCCGCCCAAGCCUGCCAGGCCCAACCGGAAAGUCGAGUUGGCCCCACCCCUGCCGCCUAAGCGCAAGUCAGCGAACGACAACUCCCUACUGGCUCUCUCUAUUGAUAGACUGUCUCUACAAUCUCAUAGUAGUGGUUCGCUGGACUCGAUGCUGAACGUAUCAAACGACGAGGAGAGGAACGCGCACGACACUAACAAUCAUGACCAUGUAUUUGCCACACCGCCUAACUCCGAAUUAGUUGGCAUGUGCAGUUGCAACAACGUGAACGAGAUGCGCGCAUCGGUGGAGUCUCACGAGUCUCACAUGAACUCCACUCAUAUGCACGCUCAUUCCAAUCAUAACCGUUUCUCCAAUGAGUCCGGAUUCGUGUCUGUCGCGGAGAUAUCAGCUGAGCACAGCUUCACGUCGAUUUCAUCACACCACUACACUAGCCAUACGGACAGUAUUUUUAACAGUACAGACUGUGUGACAGAAAUGAAGUGCACAGUACAAAGCUUUGAGAGCCGCAUGAAUGUAACCAAUAUGAACAGUAUAACCACGCACCAUUCUUCAAAACUGGCGAGCAUCACGUCAGACGAGAAUGAGACGCCGCCCGAGCUACCGGUGAAGACGCGGCGCAACAUUCGCGGCGAGGUGCAGCAACAGUUCCCCAAUGUUGAAAUCAGGACGGGCGGCGUGUGCUCGCUGCACGGGGAGGGCCGGCCGCACACUCUGGCCGUGCACCAGCCGCCGCGCCCGCCGCCACUGCCGCUGAAGAAAAAACACAUGUUCCAAAGCGUCGCGUACAGCGUAAUGGCGUACAUGGAGAUGUUCGGGAACUGUAGUCAUCCGCCGAACAACCCCGCAGCCCCGCCCGACAUGUUCCGCCACUCCAUACAUACGUACAACGUCGCCAGUGCUAAACAACUCGGCGACGGCGCUAUGAGCAUGCAACAUCAACAAGUACAGCGUUCUAUUGCACAGUCAUUUACUGUACAUUUCGGAAAUCCACCAAUGAGCAGUGGUUCAGAAGAUAGUGUUAAUAUGAUUACAUCAAGUGGUACUAGUCCGAUCCCGUUGGAGCCACCACCAGCUCUCCCGCCUAAGAUGAACAAAAGUAAACAGCUGUCUGUGAACUCCAGCAACGAGUUGCUACCGCCUCCAUCUCCACGGCCAUCGUCACACAAUAGCUCCACCGAUGAAACCAUGAUAAAUAACAAUUCAGAUGAGUCGUUUACUACUAGUACAGCAGUGCCUGGAAAGUUCCCACUUGAAGAUGAGUUGGAAAUGUUGGUACAACAACCUACUCCUUCGCCUGUACCAUCUCAGAGAAGUGAAGGUAGCACGGAACCUCCACCGGCCACAGCUGAAAGCAAUAGCAAUAGUGAGCCCCCUCCGGCGGACGCGGACGACAUCAUCCUGCAGACAGACAUUAGCUCAUGGCUAGUUCUCAGGGAUCUCAGCAAGACGGAAGGAACUGCAAAAGACGGGCCCGAGGUUCGUGGAGGCGACCCUGACGCUCUCAUCGUACUCGCCACCAAAGCCACUAAAGAAACGGACGAGUACUUCACGUACCAGGAGGCGUUCCUGUCGACGUACCGCACGUGGGUGUCGCCGGGCGGGCUGCUGGCGCGCCUCGUGCGCCGCGCGCACCACUUCCGCGCGCGCCCGCACGACCUGCGCUCCACGCUCUGUCUGCUCACGCGCGUCGUCGCAGACCUCACGAUGUCCGAUUUGGAUUGUUCACUAAUGCAAGAGAUUAAAGAAUUCAUUUAUUGGCUCGUGGAUGCUGAAGAGUUGAUCAUAGCGAAGGCUCUUAGACAAAUUCUAGUCGAUAAGCAGAAACAACUGCACUUCCAACAGACUAACAGCCGAUAUGAAUACGAUACGCCGUGCUAUGGCAGUGUAUCUACGCGUCGAGAUACACUCCUAGACUUCAAGGCCUCGGACUUGGCCGAACAGAUGACAUUGUUAGACGCCGCGCUAUUCAUUCGUCUUACUACAGCUGAAGUGCUGUUGUGGCCGCGCGACCAGUCAGAAGAAAGCUCACCUAACCUUACGCGCUUCACAGAACAUUUCAACAAAAUGAGUUACUGGGCACGCUCUAGAAUUUUGGAACAGGAGGAGGCCCGCGAGCGAGAGAAGUAUGCGAGCAAGUUCCUGAAGGUAAUGAAGGCACUCCGUAAGAUGAACAACUUCAACUCGUACCUGGCGCUGGUGUCUGCGCUGGACUCGCCGCCCGUGCGGCGCCUGGGCUGGCCGAGCUCCAUCGUCAACACGCUGCACGAGUGUUGUCUCAUCAUCGACUCGUCCUCCUCCUUCCGCACCUACCGCCAGGCACUCGCCGACACGCAGCCACCCUGCAUACCAUACAUUGGUCUAGUCCUUCAAGAUCUGACUUUCGUACACAUCGGUAAUCCCGACCACCUACCUGAAGGUGGCAUCAACUUCACCAAGAGAUGGCAGCAGUACCAAAUAAUGGAGAACAUGAAGAGAUUCCACAAAGACAGGCAGUAUAAGUUUAAGAAGAACGAACGGAUUCUGGCCAUGUUCAACGAGUUCGACGACGUGCUGAGCGAGGAGGCGAUGUGGCAAGUGUCGGAGAGCAUCAAGCCGCGCGGCGGACGGAACCGCGCGCCGCCCGCGCACCCCACGCACGCCGCGCACGCGCAGACUGCUGCCUGACUGCUGGGAAAGCGUCCGCUUCCACAGUAAAUGUUAAAUCCAAAGAAUAUGAAGAAGCAUAAGGAUGAGAAUCGCUUGAAUGUCGAGGAGAUAUAUUAAUUUAGAGAAAUUGUGAUUAUCUGUCCUAAAAAGGCCUAAUUAAUAUUAGUAUAUUUAUUAAUUGUGCGAUUUUCUCGACUGUGAUUGAAUCGAGUGCGAAUGUGAUGCGUGGAAAGGUUGAUGCGAUGACGUUGAGGUUUGCGCGCUUACGAUUUCAACGCUUUUCAUGUGCAACAAAUGAUAAUAAUCGAGUAAAUAUUAUUUCUAUCAGUAUUUAAAUCGAAUAACUGUCGUCUAUUACAUAUCAGCAUGUGACUUGCAUAGUGUACUAAAAAUGAAACGAGCGACGCCUUGGGUGUUGUAAAGUCCUUGAACCAUCUCGUUGUUGUAUUUGCCAUUGAUGUCAUUAUAUACAUUAUUGAGUAAGCCAGCUUCGGAAGUUAGCUUUCUAUACAUCGAAUUAGAGGAAACUUUUUGAAGUCUUAGGAAUAUUAGAAGUACUACUGUUUGAUAAUAGUGACUUAGUCGAUAUUAAGCAUUUCGAUUGUAUUGAUAUUUAAAGUCAUUUAUUGUUCACAGUGUUCGGAUAACAUAACGCGUAAGCAUCAAAAGGAAAUGGGACAGUUCGAUUUAAUGUAGUAGACAGUAAUGUGCACUCUCCAUACUAAGUUUUUAUAAGGGGCUUCCGUGAAAAGAGUGAGAAGUGAGAUCCAUUAUUACCAUUCAAGACGUUUUCAAAUAGUAACUAUUUUUAUACAUUACAUGUAUUAAAGAUACCCCAAAGUAACAAAGCGUUAUGACAUAAACAUAUCAUUUUUAAAUGUGUGCCAAACUUGAAACCAUAGAAAUGUCCCAUUUCCGUACUUAGUGUGAGUAAUUACUUUGUAAGUACCUAUGCGGAAAUUGCGUAACUGAAACUUUUAGAAAUGCUGUAAUGGUACAAAAGUGCAAGAAAGACUUAUAAAAUCACAGGCAAGUGUUGAGAUUUACAUGUUAAAAUCGGAAAUAAAUGUCUUGCAACUAAAAAUUCGCCGUCAAUGGAAGGAUACUAUUUUGAGUCUCAUAGAAUUUUGAACAUGCGUAUUGAGAUACUAUAACUAAAAUAAUACUUAAUUUCAAUCGUGUAAUGUUAAGUAGUCCAUAAAGUAAUGAGACCGAUCUCUUAUAUUUUUGUGAAAAUUAAAUGAACGCGUUGACAGAUCUAACGCGACAAUGCCAUUUCAUUCGUGUUGGAAGUAUAAUUGAAUGCAAUAUUUUUGUGUAUGCUCCUAAAGUAUUCAUAUGAAUUUGAAGCAUAUUUUAUUUUUGAUAUUCAAAAACUUUUUCCUAUAGGUUGCUACCUGCAAGGAAGCUAACGAAUUAAAUACUUUUGAGAUGUAUACUUAUUUACAUUAUUCUUCAGCGUUUGCGUAAUUGUACUGUAAUAUGUAUAAGAGUUAGAUACAACGCUGCUAGCUAUAAAGCUACGAGUAGUUAGAAAUAUUAAUCUUUGGAAAAAUAUUUAAAUUCACUUGAUAAUCUCAUGUUCACAAGUAAUCGCAUUUUUAAAAUUAUGGUAGGACAAAUUUGAAUAGUGUAAUAAUUAUAAUCAACGUUUCAUUUGCCUUAAGACAAUCGAGUCUUCAGUGAAAUAGCAAUAAAAUUAAUUGUUGUUAGAAUUGCUGCACAAUUUGUGAUACUAAUCAUGUAGAGUGCCGCUUACUUACUACUCAGUCUUAUUGACGUCCUGUACGUGUAGGCAAUUGUAUUAGAAGAAUAUUAGUAGUAAGCGUAAUAAACCCCAAUAUGAUAGUGUUGCUGAGGUGUGCACGUAUUUGUUACUUACGUUCACGAUUGUUGCCGAGCUGCCUCGUUUGUUGCAACUUGCGAUUUUACGCGCAAUAUGUUUAAUCGUGCUAUAAUUAACAAGUGUCAGUGUUACAAUAGGAAAGAAAUUAAACAAGCAAUACCAAUUUUAAUACAGAUUAAGAAUAAAUGUUUUUGCAUCGUUCAGGUAGUUCGUAUAUUCAAAAGGAACGGUAUCGUUCCAUGCAAUAAUAACUAGACCAAUAUUUAGAAUGUUUUACAGUGCUUUACAGAAUUAUGUGCUGAUAUUGUAUUUUGUAUGUAAAAUAUUUUGAUUGAUAGUUAAGUUAGUAGGGUACGUACGUACGUUACCAUUCUUUAUCUGGUAUUAUUAUUUAUUUAGUGUAUUAUGAAUUUAUUGAAUAUGAAUCGAUUAACGGAUAUAAUUAUUAUCUAAAGUAUAUUAAAGACUGCCUAAAUUAAUUAUUCACUGUAUUUGAUGUGUAAAUUAGAGAAAUAUUUUAAAAUGUCCCAUUAUCACCAAAGGAUAUCUUAUAAAUGUGGAGUUGCAUUAAAGUUGAUUGAUCCAUAAAUGAUUGAUAAACAAAACCACUCUAUAUAACAAUGGAUAGGUUUGUUAUUUAUCUAUCUAUGAAAAUCAUUUGACUUUGGUGCAAUCACUCAAUGUGAGAUUUCUAAUCGUAAAGCAAUGUAGCCUUGGCUUAAUUUUACAAUACACAUUGAUAAUUUGUCACAAUGUUCAUAUUUAUUACCUACAUAGUAACAUAUUCAUAAGAAGUAUAAAGAUCACACAUAGUGAACAGCGUACAUAUUUUUGUUGUAUUAGCAAGUUCAGUAUUACGUUAAAUUAAACAAUUGCCAUAAUCUUAUGAAUUGAUUAAUAUUAGUAUUUUUGGGACCGUUUUUUAAGUUCAGUUCUUACUUUAAGUAGUUUUUUUUUUUAUUUUAUAUUAUUAUCCAAUAUUGUACAUUUAUGAGUUAGUUGGUUUUAAAAAAAUCAGAACCGCAGGUGUGUACAGUAAAAUUUUGUGUGUCAAGUUCUUUUUGUAACUAUUUUGUAAAAUAAAUAUAGCACUUUAUUUACAACA